AACUCAAAGAAACGAAAGAUGGCGGAUGGGCAGCGAAAUGGGCUCAGCAUCCAACACAAGAUACUGUUAGUUGGGGAAGGAGAUUUCUCCUUCUCUUUAUCUUUGGCUCUCAAAUUGGGCUCUGCCUCCAACAUGGUCUCCACCUCCCUCGACACCGAAUGGGAAUUACUCCAGAAAUACAACAAGGCCGGAUCCAACCUCCAGUUGCUGAAAUCGAUGGGAGCGCAAGUACUGCACAGCGUGGAUGCAACCCAAUUGAAUGCUACUGCAGAGCUGUGCGGUCGCAAGUUCGACCGCAUCAUUUUCAAUUUCCCGCACGCAGGGUUUCAUCGCGGACGCGGCGAAGCGAGUCAGUGGGUCAUCGUACAGCACAAGCAACUGGUGUCCAGUUUCUUGAAGUGCGCAUCAGGAAUGUUGCGGCCCAAUGGACAAGUCCAUGUGACCCACAAAACUGCACAACCGUUCUGCUGUUGGAACAUCGUGGAGCUUGCUCACAGGAGCUCGCUGGUGUUGGUGGAACAGGUCGAUUUCAGGGUUGGAGAUUAUCCCGGUUACAGCAACAAGAGAGGCGACGGUGACAGAGCCGAUGAGUCGUUCCCUGUUGGACUCUGUAGCAACUUCAAGUUCGCAUUCGAUCCUUGUGCUGAAACAGAGGAUUGUGAGGCCCAUCGCGCUCUCCGUUGCCCACAUUCUCGUAAGCAUGACGAUAAGUUGGCAUAUGAUUUAGAAACGUUAAAGUUUCUGCUUUCUCGAUGA
Linum tenue is the source of this 756-nucleotide messenger RNA. The record is from the annotation of a GenBank genome assembly. Lineage: Eukaryota; Viridiplantae; Streptophyta; Magnoliopsida; Malpighiales; Linaceae.